Messenger RNA from Portunus trituberculatus (swimming crab), 696 nucleotides. RefSeq names its product cuticle protein 19-like. Gene Ontology annotation, cellular component: extracellular matrix. The transcript is spliced from 3 exons. The record is from RefSeq and is a predicted model, not a curated record. NCBI's taxonomy places the organism in Eukaryota, Metazoa, Arthropoda, Malacostraca, Decapoda, Portunidae. The coding region runs from base 18 to 512 and encodes 164 amino acids.
CGGAGAAGUAUAUAUACAUGCAUGAUUCUCAUGUUCAUCACAACUUCCACCACCAUCACCAUCACUGUACAAUGGCUGCCAAGGUGCUCCUUCUCAUGGCUCUGAUGGCAGCGGCCGCCGCCGACAGACGCCCUCACAGUCACGAGAUCUCCUAUGGGUCGUUUGAGUCUGAUGAGCCCAAGUACGACUUUAAUUACCACGUGAACGACUACUACGGGAACAACUUCGGUCACCAAGAAAACCGUGACGGCGACUAUACUCGCGGUGAAUAUUUCACCCUUCUUCCCGACGGUCGCAAACAGACGGUAAAGUACGUGGUGGACGGCUACUCUGGUUUCCUAGCCGACGUCAGCUACGAGGGCGAGGCGCGCUACGACUCUGGCUCGCACGAGUCCUACAGGCCAAGAUACGACUCUGAACCCCGUGAGUUCUUCAGAAGACGAGACUCAGACUCCCGCGAGUUCAAUAGGCCAAUCCGCAGGUUCGGCUACCGUGGAUCGGAUGAAUACUAGACGCCACGGCACGAAAACAUUACACGGAGAGGAGGUGCAUAUGGUGGUGUUGGCCUGCACCAUGAGGAGGCAGCAGGCAGCAGUCACUCGCCAAGACUCUGAUGGAGGCCGCAUCUUCCUGGUAGGCCGCGAUACUCAUGCCUUGUGUCCUUGCCCUUUGUAUGUGUGUGAGUUCAGUAAUAUG